AACUGAUCUCUUGAUCAUGUCCCAGGCACUUGGCAAUACAGGUUUAGCUUAUGCGCGAGUUUGGCACCUGGUAGACGCUCGACAACGUAUAUUGGGUCGCAUGGCAGUCAAUAUUGCGACAACUUUGAUGGGAAAGCACAAACCUAUUUAUGAUCCUGCAUCUGAUUGUGGUGACUAUGUGGUGGUCAUUAAUGCAAGGGAAGUGGUUGUAACAGGUAAAAAAGAGGAUCAAAAACUUUACCGUCACCACACAGGAUACCCCGGGGGGUUAAAAACUAUCAACUAUAAACGGUUAAUGGAAAAGGAUCCUGCUGAGAUUAUUAGAAAGGCAGUUUCUGGAAUGCUACCAAAAAAUCGAUUGAGAGAAGUUAGAUUAGAAAGACUAAAAAUUUUUCCGGAUGAAAAUCAUCCGUAUGACGCGAAUAUAAUUAAAAUUUAUGGUCAAACAUUUCCCAAUGAACUUCCGGAACCUUACAAAAAGCCGAAAAAGAUGAGUCAGAAGAAGAGGAAAGAGUUAAAGGAAAAAAUCAAAGGCGAGAAUGUCGAAAAUGGUCAGAAAAUUGGAGAUGUGAAUAGUAUAAUAGUCAGUGAAAUCGAGAAAGUCAAAACUAAAGGGAACUCAAAUGAAAAUCACAAGAAAAAUUAA
Acaulospora colombiana is the source of this 646-nucleotide messenger RNA. Lineage: Eukaryota; Fungi; Glomeromycota; Glomeromycetes; Diversisporales; Acaulosporaceae. The record is from the annotation of a GenBank genome assembly.